Anguilla anguilla (European eel) is the source of this 4399-nucleotide messenger RNA. RefSeq lists its product as uncharacterized. Bases 269 to 1513 code for a protein of 414 amino acids. The transcript is spliced from 12 exons. The record is from RefSeq and is a predicted model, not a curated record. Gene Ontology annotation, cellular component: cytoplasm; membrane. Lineage: Eukaryota; Metazoa; Chordata; Actinopteri; Anguilliformes; Anguillidae. Gene Ontology annotation, molecular function: PDZ domain binding.
UUUCCGGGGCUGGUUUAUUCUAAUCUCUAUCGCUUUUACCCGGAAAAAACUCAGCCUGAGCGGUCACAGACACACAGACAACACAAAUGCGUGCACAGCAUGUGAGAUACAUUCAACAAGUCGUUUUUUGUUUUCCAGAAACAUGGGACGCUAACUUGUUUCGUUGUUUGAAUACGUUUGGAGUCGUUUAAGCUGCUACGUUUGGACAACGCCUUCCCCAGAGAAUAGCCUACAGUUGUAUUCGGGGUAAUGUGAGAGAGCUCCAGGAAUGCCUUAUGUCGAUCGUCAGAAUCGUAUCUGUGGCUUCUUGGACAUCGAGGAAAAUGAGAACAGUAACAAGUUCCAGAGGAGGUACUUCAUCCUGGACACUCAGGGCAACUUCCUGCUGUGGUACAUGGACAACCCACAGAAUUUACCCAGUGGAACAGACGCGGUGGGGAGUCUGCAGCUGACGUACAUCUCCAAAGUCAACGAGGCCACAGUCAAACAGAAACCCAAGACUGAAUUCUGCUUCGUUAUCAACGCCUUGUCACGACGGUAUUUUCUCCAAGCCAACGAUCCUGUUGAUCUGAAGGAGUGGGUGAUUGCCUUGAAUAAUGCCACCAAAAUCACAGUUCCAAAAGUAAGCAACAUCCAACAGAACUCAGAAAUCACCAAGGUGACAUCGGAACCCCAGGGGAAGAAGCAGCAGGCCUACAAGACUGAGAUUAUUGGGGGAGUGGUAGUGCACACCCCUAUUCACCAGAAUGACGGGGAGGAGAUGGAGGUGGCCGAGCUUGGACCCCACGCCGGUGGCCGGAGGCUGCCCAGCACGUCGGCGGGCGUCAGGCCAGGCGUGACGCGGUGCGGCUUCUGCGUCAAACAGGGAAACGUGAGGAAAAACUGGAAGAGGAGGUUCUUCACUCUCGAUGACAAUUCCGUCAGUUACUACAAAUGUGAAACGGACAAGGAGCCUCUUAGGGCUAUCUUGCUAAAAGACAUAAUGAAGGUCCACGAAUGCCUGGUCAAAUCAGGGGACUUACUAAUGAGGGACAACCUGUUUGAGAUCAUCACCAGCUCUCGAGUCUUCUACAUACAGACAGACACUCCAGGGGAUAUGCAGGGCUGGAUCAAGGCCAUCUCCGGGAAAGUUCAGGAUCUACGGGGGCCUAUAAAGGACUCCGGGUUUUCGCGUGCCUCGUCUCUGUAUCGCCAUGGCAACAGGCAGCCAGCCUCGGAGGCUCGAGGUCGGCCGACGGGCGGCGAGCCGAGGAAGAGCCUCCUGGCCAAGUCCUGCUCCGUGGCCCCGUCGUGGCAGCCCUGGACCCCGGUGCCCAGCGCAGGGGCGGGGUUUCGGGAGAUGGAGCAGGGGGAGGGUCAGUUCAGCUCCUUACCCACCCUGACCGGGGGAGCGGAGGAGGCGGAGGACGAGACGGCCGGUCGGCGCCGUCACAGGUCCCAGCCGCAGCCGCCCAGCGACAAGGUCUUCCCGUUCAACGUCGACGACGACGGCAUCCGCACCACUGAUGUGUAGAUGGGAUGGGGGGGCCGGCCCUGGGCUUGAGCUGAGAACCCCAGCAUUCCUUCUGCAGAAUUCCCUCUGCACUGCUGUCACUCUCUGUUGUCAGUUUCCUGUUGUUCCAUUCCCACUAAAAGUGACCACACCGUAAGCAGAGGCUUACUGGUUAAGCUCUGCAGGGUCCAGUUAUAGAGCAUAUUCACUCCCUUGUGGUGAGUUGUAGUACUGCACAUCUGUUAGACGAAGUGACAGUGCCUUCUGACUAGAUAGAUAGAUAGCUUUGUGAGGAAAGUGUCAAGUUAUAGUCAUAGUUCACUCUAUGGGGUUUGUCGGUAUUAAUUCAAUUUUAGUGUAAGUGAUUGAUUAGCUUUGAUUGGCCAGGACAGUUUUUGUGCAAUUAAGGAUAUUUACAGCACAUACAGGAGUUUCUGAGGACCAGCUGGUUUUAACAAUGGCAGAUACAAUGGGAGCAUUCGGCAAUAAUGAACUCCAAAAAGCAGCUUGUACAGCCAUGUUUCAUUUCUAGAAGUUGUACCUUUGAAUAGAUUAAUAUUAUAACACGUAUUCACGAUUAAAAAUGUAAAUAUCAAAUUUUAAAAUCACGCUGGUACUUGUUUCCUUCUCGGUGGCACAAGUUCUUCGCUCCCAAGGAUCUGGAUAUGUUGAUAUAGGAAGCUGCACCACAAUUUCCUUGACUGUAGUGAUCUCAGGUUGCAUGUGCCAUAAGAAAGAGUUCCAACCAAAAAUUGAGAAUUAUCAGGUAGCGUACACACAUACAAUCUCUGGAGGCAUAACUUUGCUGUACAAAGUGUUUCUGAGUUACGUGAAAUGUAUUUUCUCAUCAGAAACUUAAACUGUAGGUGAAUAUAUAAAAUAUCAUACAAUGCACACUCAAACUUCCUGAGCCUAUCAAAUCAAUACACUAUAACUGAAUUAAUAUUUUGAAAACCCCAGAAAGUGAGGUCUUGCUUUAAAAUUGAAAUAUUUCAGGUGUACCACUGUACAUUUUAACAAAAGUGGUUGUAAUGGUACGUAAAUGAAGGAUGGAUGUAGGAGAAAGUAUUUGCUGUGCUAGGCCGACUCAGAAAAAAUCCCCACAUUAUUUACCCAGCAGCAUCCGCAGUCUAUGAAACAGCAUUCUUUAUUUUACUCAAAUCUUCUGAGAAGAGAUAUUUUAUCUUAUACUUUAGUGUAGCUAGUUUUUAAGGUACUGUUUCUGCCAAACCUUUUUGUAGAUAAUCCUGCUUUUGACACUUGAAAAUGUUUGUGGAUAGGCAUGUUGGACUUUGGGAUGGUAAACACAAUUUAGAACGGUUUUCUUUAUACAUACGAUGUCAUCGCUACACCAUGAUUGUGAAUUGCCAAUUUGCCAUUAUAUUGAGACCUGAACUUGAAGGAGAAUGCAUAUGUUCAAAUCCCCCCCCCCCAAUGUAAACACUGUAACAAACAAACAUUUCUGAAGUUAAAUAGGCAAACCAGUGCAAAACAGCAGGUUUUAGCCUUCCUUGUGUUUAGUGUUUUUUUUAUUACUUUGGCCUGCAUGAGUUCUACUGUCCAGAUAUGCUAAACAAUAAUGUUAAUUACAUUUCAGUUAGUUAUUUGAUGUACACUGCCUGUAACAAGCCAUAUUGAUUAUGCACAUUUUUGUUUCAGGAAACUGACACAUUUUUGCUUUUCUUUGUUUGACACAGAAAACUUGCCAUUUUUCACUCAUUUUCUUUACAGGGGUUUAUUUUCAUCAACAAUAUAAUGUAACAUAUCAUUAUCAUUCAGAAGCAGUUACAGUUUGAAAAUGACUUUUAUUGUAGCUGAAUUCCGUGUAUUGCAAAGCAGUUUUUGCAUCUUUCUGGCAUUACCACAGGGAUAACCGAGUCCAGAAUGAUAUUCUCGAUAUCUGCACAUUGUGUACCUCUUUGGUUGGCUGCAUUUUCUCACAAAGCAUUAUAAAUCUUAUCAGGUGUGUGCAAAUAUAAUUCAAGCAAUUUUAUUAUUCACUGCCCAUAAAAAUGUAUUUGUGAGCAUAGCAAGCGCAGGACCAAAGAUCAUCUUCCCUAAUAUAGCUACAGGAAAUUUGGAAGUAAUGCUUUCAUUUGGCAUCAUUCUUCCAUAUACCAUCCAUUGAAAACAUUUUGGUUUUAAGUAACAUGAUUUGUCAUGAAAAUGAUCUUCUAACUGAAUUGAGUUCAAUGUACAGGCUUGUUUGAGUUUUGUGUUUGGUGGUUAGAACAUGGAAAAGCCGCCUUAUUUACCUACACAUCUAAUCAUAAUAUGUCUUGGAAGCUCAAGAGGUAAUGUUGAACAGUUGCAUUUUUUGAAAGAUAAUAUAAUACAUUUAUACAAUUGGGAAAAUUCAUUUCAAAUUUACCUUAAUUAACCAGAUGAAGUAAAGCAAAUAAGUGAUAUCAAUUUAAACUGGUUAAUAUGUAAUUUAGAGGACAUAUCACACACAAACUGAAUGUAUGAAUAGUCUUCCUUCCAUUGAGUAAAUUUUCCCUUUUCACGUUAGGCUUCACCUAGCUGAGGUAAAAAUGUGUGUGUUUUCUAAGCACAAUUUAAAUCUUUUUAUAUUUGAAUAUCUUCUUAUUUAGAAUGUUCUGAUACAGAGACAUCAGUCAAUAUUGUUUUUCUGAGCAGUCAAACUUGUAAGCUUUUAAAUGCUGAAAGAUUAUUACAAUUAUUCAAAAAGAAAUGCAAUGUUAGAGUGAACUCAAACAAGGAUACAAACUGAUUAUUUUACUUUGUGGUACCUCUUGAAUGUAUCUGGUGAUAACCUUGAAUUAUGAUGCCAAUUUUGUGCAAAGCCAUAAUUAACAACUAUAUUUGCAUGGCAUUAUGCCCUAUACUGAAAAUAAUAUUCAAACUUUCUGCAAUGUGAAAUAAUAAAGAUGUGUUUGUUCUUAU